AUGGAAAAGCUUAAGCAGGCGACAGAAACAGAGGAGUCUCUGUCCACAGCCAUGGCCGACGAUAUAAUAUCCCAACUUCCAAUACAUAUACUUCACAACAUACUUUGUUCACUAUCCCAGCAAGAAGCUGUGAGAACAUGUCUACUCUCCAAACAAUGGCGCCACAUAGGAUCAACCCGCCCCAACCUCAAGUUUUCUGAUAAAUGGUUCAACAACAAACAAGAAAAAUUUGUCUCCGUCGUGGACCGAGCCCUACAACGAUACCGUGACCAAAACCUCUCCCUAAACAAACUCCAUCUCUACAUAUCGAGCUCCAACUCACGAAGGGUCGUCUCCCCUCUCGACAAAUGGAUCCCGGUAAUAGCCGCCCUCAACAUAAAAGCGUUCAAACUCAAUUUUCAUUCGGCAUAUUACGACCUGCCCUCGACAGUGUUCUUAGUGGAGUCCCUCGAAAGACUACACAUGUGGGGAUACAGGGUGAGCUCGGUUGAGAGCGUGCGGUUCAAAUGUCUGCGCAAGCUCACCCUCAUCUAUGUCAAAGUUGAUGACAGCACUUUGGAGACGAUAACGUCGGGCUGCCCUUUGCUCAGGAGCCUGGUCAUUGAAAGUUGUUGGGAGUUGCGAAACGUUAUGCUGAGCGAGGCCGCAUUGCCUGAGUUCAAGCACUUUGACUUGGAGAGUUACCAGUGGAGGGAAAAGUGUAGCAUCGUAAUCCAUGCCCUGAAUGUCGAGACGAUUUGCAUCAAGGGCCCAUGGAUUUGGUCUAACUGCCAAAGCACAUUCUUGUUCUCUUCUCACGAGUGUGAAUCUCAGUGA
Messenger RNA from Striga hermonthica, 816 nucleotides. Lineage: Eukaryota; Viridiplantae; Streptophyta; Magnoliopsida; Lamiales; Orobanchaceae. The record is from the annotation of a GenBank genome assembly.